UCUCCUCAGCACGCUCUCUGGCCUCAGUGCAGCAGGUGUCACAGCGCGCCGAUUGAAUCCAUCAGGACGACCAAUUAUAUAUGCUACCGUACAUGCUGUCGUUCAUGGUGCCAGGCACGCUCGUCUGCCUCGACUAACGCACGACUCGACGAAGUCCAAGACUUACUGGCGCCCGUUCGUGCUUUGGCAAGCCCACGUGCUCUAAUCUGCGUGGACUCACUCGUUCCGCACCGCACACUGCCACGCACCGCUCAGCCUCACCGCUUGUCACCUCUGAGCACCGCUCCGAGCUCUGGGAGUGCGAGUGCAUGCGGUGGUUUGACAGCCGGGCAUGGCUGCGAAAGAUGCAGACGCCGCGGCGUUCUCGACGCUAGAGGGGGGGCAAGAUGGCGAGGCUGGUAGAGCGGUGGGGGGAGAGGCGGUGGGGGGAGAAGCGGUGGGGGGAGAGGGGGUGGGGGGAGAGGCGGUCGGGGGAGAGGCGGCGGUGAAGAGAGAUGCGGCGGGGAGAGGCGCGGAGGAUGGCGGUUGCGCGGGUGGCGGCGAGCGCGGGGAAGAGGAGGACGACGAGAUCCCCGACGCCGUGCCGCUCCACGGCUGGGGGACGGAGGCGGCGGAAGCGGCGGGGGAGGGGGGGAAAAAGGAGGGGGAGAAGGAUGGGGAAGGCGGCCGUGCGGAAUUGGACGGCGCAAGGCAACGAGAGGGGGAAGGGGAGGCAGGGCAGGCGGGCAGCGGGAGAGAUGGCCCGCCCGCAACGAGCAGCGGGCGCGGGGCUGUGCCCAUCACGAUCAUCACGGGGUUCCUAGGAGCCGGCAAGACCACCCUGGUGAACCACAUUCUGACGCAGCAGCACGGGCUGCGCAUCGCCGUCAUCCUCAACGACUUCGGCGACAGCCUCGGCAUUGAGAAGGCGCUCGUCCACACCACAACCGCAAGGGGGGGACGUCAGGGGAAGGCAAGGCGUUCCCCCAAUGCUGCCGAUGCUCGUGUUGCUGCUGCUGCUGGUGGUGGUGGCGGUGCGGCGGGCGAGGGGGAGUUGGAGGAGUCGGAGGAGUUGAGUGCGGCGGCGGUGGUGCCGGUGGUGGAGGAGUGGGUGGAGGUGGGCAAUGGCUGCAUCUGCUGCAGCGUCAAGCACUCCUUUGUGCUCGCACUCGAACAGCUGCUCGACAGACGAGACAGGUUCGACCAUGUGCUACUGGAGACCACAGGGCUGGCGGAUCCAGCGCCCAUAGUGGCCAUGCUGUGGCUGGACGACGCCCUCGAGGCCUCCAUCCGCCUUGACGCCCUCAUCACUCUAGUGGACGCGCGCAACUUCCAGCGGUGCAUGUGUGCCUCGGGCCACGCACACUCCAACACGCUGCCAGUGCCACACGCGCGGCCCGCUAGCACGGCUCGACAAGGGUGCGAGGGGGAGGGAAGGGGAGGGGAGGGAGGAGAAGGGGAGGGAAGAGAAGGGGAGGGAAGAGAAGGGGAGGGAAGAGGAGGGGAGAGAAGGGGAGGGGAGCAGGAGGAAGAUGGGGGGCAGGGUGGAGUGCAGGCAGUUACACAUGGGGCAGAGGAGAAGGGGUUGGAGGAUUUGCUGCUGCAGCAAGUGGCGUACGCUGACGUGGUGAUAGUGAACAAGCUCGACCUGCUCGCCCCAUCCCCGCACGAGUCACAGCGCACACACAUCGAGGCAACUCAGAAAGAAGCCCGCAGCGAGCAGGGAGGUGGCAGGGAGGGGGAGGAGAGAAGGGAGGCGGCAGUGAGGGCGGUGGUGGAGGCGGUGCGGGGCAUCAACGCAGGGGCGGAGGUGGUGACGGCUGUGCGCUCCCAGGUGGACGUGCGCAUGCUGCUCAACCGCGGCCUCUACAGCGCUCAGCGAGGCCAUGACAUUCUCCAAGCGAUGAAACAACACAUACCAAUGACAACAACAGAGCAGCGCCACAGUCACGAGCACACGGCGGCAUCCCCACCUCGCACGCACGCCUCCAUCUCCACCUUCUCCUUCACCUGCUCUGGCUCCGUCCAUCUUCAAAAGGUGGAUGAGUGGUUGGGCGCGGUGCUGUGGGAAGGGGCGUCCCAGUACGGCGACAUCUACCGCAUGAAGGGCGCUAUGGAAGUCCAGGGCAGCAACCGAGUGCACGUUUUCCAGGCGGUGCGCGAGCUGUAUGAGGUGCUGGCAGCCCUGCCGUGGCCCCAGGGGGAGGAGCGCCUCAACAGAGUCCUUGUUGUUGGAAAGCGCCUCAACACAUCAGCGAUUGAACAAGGCUUCAAAGCAUGUAUGGCUCUGUGAUGAUACUCAAGUGCACGCUGUCAACAUAUCAUUUGUACCGUGAUCACCCGGAUAUAGGCGCAGCCCAGUGGGCUUAUAGAGUGCAAACGCGCUUAUAUCCGUUAUUUCAUUAUAAGAGCACCCUUAUUUUUAGAAAAUCUAUUCCCUAAAAGCGCAUUGAAUGAAUAUUAAAAAACGGGUGAAUUG
Molecule: messenger RNA, 2458 nt
Organism: Closterium sp. NIES-67
Lineage: Eukaryota; Viridiplantae; Streptophyta; Zygnematophyceae; Desmidiales; Closteriaceae
Source: the annotation of a GenBank genome assembly